Periophthalmus magnuspinnatus is the source of this 477-nucleotide messenger RNA. Its product is annotated as calsequestrin-1-like. The record is from RefSeq and is a predicted model, not a curated record. The coding region runs from base 1 to 411 and encodes 136 amino acids. NCBI's taxonomy places the organism in Eukaryota, Metazoa, Chordata, Actinopteri, Gobiiformes, Gobiidae. The transcript has 2 exons.
AUGGACCAAAGGAAUCAUCAAAGGGAACCAAACUUCAUGGAGAUCAUCAGAAGUAAGAGAGGUACCUGGGGCAGAAAGCAUGUGGCAACUGUGGCAUCAACUGUCUAUCGAAUAGUGGGCUUGACACAACCUCUGAAGGGAUGGAGAAGUAAAACUGAAAAUGCCACCAGUGGACUCAUGUCCGCUCUGAGAGAUCUGUAUACUGAAAAACAACGCCUUAUGGACAAGGGCAAAACUAAGGUAGAGGAGGAAGAGGAGGAAGAGGAUGAUGAUGAUGAUGAUGAUGACGAUGACGAUGACGACGAUGAUGAUGAUGAUGAGGAGGAGGAGGAGGAAGAGGUUUUUGUUUUUGAUAGUAAAACAUGUUUGCUACAAGUGAACUUUAAUUUAGCCAUGUGUGUAUUUCUCUGAUACCAAGGAGGAAGAGGAGGAAGAAGAAGAGGAAGAAGAAGAGGAGGAGGAAGAGGAAGAAGAAGA